UGAAAAUGGUGUAACAGACAAUCUGUCUCAAAACUUGCUCAGUGAAGAAUUUGACAAUAGCUGGGUGAAAGUAAAAUGCAAGAGAGCAAAACUAAUGGCAAGAAAAAGGGAAGAAAGGUUGCAAUCAAAUUCAGAACAAGGAAAUGAUCAGGGCAAAAGGCAGGAAAGAUCAGUCAAUGGUGUAUUGUUGGAACCAGGUGUAACGUACAUUGGCACAGCAUUCAAGACAUUUUAUGGAAGUCGUAAGAGGAAAAACACAGUACAGAAAAAAGAGAAUGAUGAGAACCACAAAAUGAAAAAUGAAGAAAAACAUGUUGGUGUCCAAUCCUAUGCAGAAACUCUAUUGAGCAUUUAUGCUUGCAGUGUGAAAUCUCCGCUUUCCAUGAAAUUUUGUAAUGAUGCCAGUAAGGAAUUUGAGAAAAUGCAAAAUCGAUCCUAUGCUAAUGUAACUACUAAGUUGUCUCCAUUGUCGAAACCAGAUUCUGCUAAGCACUCCAACCGAAGAACGUGUAAUAUUCUGGGAAAGAUGAAGGAUUUGAGACGGUACAGAGUUCAUGCAGGAGGCAAACAAAGGAACAAGAAAGGUCAGCCGACGUACCAUGAUAGAAGGGAAGAGAGGAUAACAUUAGGACGUUAUCUGCUGAACCGAUUGAUGCAUGUUGACAACAGAUGUCAAAAGGGAGGAGAAUGUUUAUCUGAUAUCUUAGAAAAGCAAGAAGGAAAGAAUAAAGGGUACCAACAAGAACCCAAACACCAACAAUGUGAUAACUCCUCUUGGGGAUUACUGCCUGACUUGCGGUUAUUAGACCGCUUUUCAUCUAAUGAUUUGGGACCAUGUAGGAGUGUGCAUAGUGUACAAAGCCAUUCAUUUAUGCAGUUUCACUCCAUUGGUUUGUAUUGAUGAAAUUUAUAUCCAAUCCCAAUCGGUGCCAUACAAGCCUGGUGUCUGUAAAUGCUCCUGUGAGUAAUGUGCUGACCAGGUUUAUCCCUGAAAUUGUUAGUGAACGGAGCAGCUGGAGGAUCCCAGCCCUUGGUGAUAAAUGCUGGGUAUUGUGGUGAAUAAUAAUGUUUAAUAUCAUCAAAACACUUGUCUACAAACAGGAAAAACAAUUUAGAAAUUUGUUUUAUUGACAAGAUUUGAUGAUGAUAACUUAUGAAAUUUAGAUAAUUGAAAAUGUGUCACAGAUAUGUAAUCCCCUCUCACCCAUAUUUAGUGUUUGUCGUCCAGUUAAUCAUUACUCUAAACAAAAGACUUUAAUGAAGAACACACCUUCAAGACAAGGAUUGACUAACUCCUCACUACUUGCGCACUUAUUUCAAAGAAAAACGUUUAUCAACCAUAAUCUGUCAGUCUCAUUGGCUACCAGACAAAUCGCCUGCCCACAAAUGCUACAGGUCCUUGAAAUUGUCAAAGAAAAGACCACUUAGAGGACAUUGGCUCGUCUAAAAUGUAACUGGACUCUGUGAUGGGUCACUUUCUAUAAAUUUGUUUAUCAUCUGAACAAUUUCAGCUUUCUUAUCAUUGCAGAAUUUUUGUUUAUUUUGAUUUUCAACAGUUUUUUUUAAUUAUAGUUCACAAUCUGCUUCAUAUGUAAACCCCAACUGAGAUGUGCAAUACAAAAAGAAAUCAAAAGUAAAUCAAUGAUUCAAGACUUAUAAAAGCCAUGUCCACCCCAAGAACAAAUGGAUUUGGACGAAAAGGGAAAAAUCAAACGAACAUGCUUUAUGCUGAAAAUUUCAUCAAAAUUGAAUGUUAUGUCAGUUCAAAGUUUUUCUGUAUUCAGCAAAACAGUUAUAUACACAUCAUGCUUUGUAUGCAAUUUAGAAAGUGAUGACAUCAAGUCACUAUUUCUUUUGUAUUUUUAUUAAAUAAAAUAUGAAAUAUUUCAUUUUUUUCCUCCUUAGGAAACAAACCAAGUUUGAUUCUAUUCUCACAUUCUUCAUAAACCAUUGAUAAAACCUGUUGUGAAGAAAUUAAGUGUAUCUGUGUUAUCAUAUUUUCAAAAACAUGAAAUUUGGUAUGAUUUAUGUAAUAAAAUGCAAAAGAAGUAGUGAGUAUGUGACAUCAUCAACUCAUUGAUUUGGACAUGACCACGAUUUGGUUAUAACUGUUUUGUAUAAGAUAACCAAUAUUUUAAAAUUACAUUACUUUCUUAUUUUCCAUGCAAUUUGUAUUAAGUGUGUGACAUAAUGUUUCCUAGAUUGUCCUCUUUUGGUUCAAAUCAAUUUUUGUUGGGGGUGGACUACUCCUUUAAGGAAAGUGUCUUAAAUUGGUUACUUAUGUUACAUUUUUGUAUUGUUUUAUAUUAUCCAUUUACUACUGUUUUAUUUGUCACUGCACUUGAGUGUUUCGUGAUUACCAAUGUAUUCAGAUAAUUGGAAAUUCAGUUUUGCUGUUGUGAUUCUUUUGUGAAAUGGUGAUUGAAUGUAAAAAAGAAAAUUUGCAUCCAUUUUAGAUUUCAGUUCAUAUACAUCUGCCUUUUGGAGAAACAGUUACCUGACUAGAUUUCAAAGUGUGAAGAUUGAAGGUCUAUAGUGUUUUUUUGUUCAUGGAAAUAGAAAGUAAGAAAUAUUUUUCUGGUCGGGCAGUGGCGGAGGCAUACAUUUUGACCGUGCACAGUCGAGAUUUAUCUAGUUUUCAAUGAGAAUUGUGGCAACAUCAUUUUAAUCACCAAAAAACAUAGAUUGUUUUGACUGAGUAAAAGUAGAAAUAAUGACACAUUUAUGAAUUUUGGGAGAAAAGUUUAUUUGAUUUGUUUUGAUCAUUACAGCAUUUUAAAGCCUGACAGUCAUUUACAUAAUAUUGCAUAACUUGAGAACCACAUAUAUGAAUUUGAUAUGGAACAAUGUGCAAAGCUUGUAUGUAAAUUGUGUUGAACCACUGUGUUAAUGAGUUCUCAACAUUGUCAGUUUUCACAGUUGAUUUAACACCACAAAAAAUUAAGCCAGUUAUAUUUAAAGAGAUCUUCAUUACCAAUUGACCUGCGUGAAUGGUAAAACAUCCCACUAUUCAUAAAGGAAAGUUAUUAUUUUAGUUUCUCUUUAUACAUCAGUAACUGACAUUGUCUAAAGCAAGCUAAAGAAUUUUUAUUCCUCUGCUCAUCAAAAGUGGUUGCCGGUGGCAUUAUGUUUUGGAUUAUCCGUCUGUUCAUCCAUCCGUUCAUCUGUCUGUUCAUUCCAUUUUUGUUCUCGCAGUAACUCAAAAACCAUUUCACAGAUCAACUUCAACUUGGACCAUAUAUGCAUUAGGUGCUCAAAAUGAUUUCACACAUGCAUAUGCAUGUAUGUAUCGUUAGAAAAAAAUUAAUAUUCAUAUUCUGUUGGUACAUGAUCUCAUUAUUUAGGGUUAACAGAUCAAGGUCAAGGUCAGAAAGUUCAAGCAAGUACAUAAUAAAUACUCUGUUCUUGCUACAACUCAAAAACAGUUUCAUGGAUUCACUUGAAACUUGAAUCCUGUAUGGAAUGGCGGUGAAGAAGAUCUCAUCAGUUUAAAGGUCAUGAGGUCAGAGGUCAAGUUCACAAAAUUAAAAAAAAAUAGAUAAAAAUACUCAUUUUUACUUUUACAAUUUUGUAGAUCAUCUUGUAACUUUGAUUGUGUAUGCAUCUGUAAUGAAUUUUUGCUUUUCGCUUAAUGGACUUUUUGCAAAAAAUAUCAAACAACAAAAAUGGUCUACCUCCACCAGGCCCCCCCCCCCUCUUCCCAGUGAAUUGUUAAACUAAGCAUCACUUUUCUGUUUAGAUGCAGUAUUUUGCAAUAAUACAUUAUAUGAAUGAAACUUUAUGUAUGUAGUCUGUGUAUGUAUUUAGGAUCCCUAUGAUAUUGGAAUAACAAUGUAAGCCCAAGCCUUCAGGGCUUUGGGUAACAGUUAAAAUGCUGUGAACCUUUUAAUUUGAUUAUUAUGAAUUAUUUGUUGAUCAUUGUUAUUGUAUUUAUAUUUUCUUUUUAAUGUUCAGAAAUCUGUCAUUAUCUUUUAUGGCUUUUGAUUGUACAAAUAAAGAUAGAAAAUAAAAAUACUAAAGAGUAUUUUCUUUUAGUGUGAUGCAGUAAAUUCAAUUUUUCCUUAAAUUUUGAAAUUAUUUCCUCUUAUCAUUGUACUUAAAGUAAUAACCACACCAUAAGCCUGAAAAAAAAAAAAACAGUGAAAGAGAUUAGGUAAUAAUAGCAAAGAAGGUCAUGGUGGUUUAAUGGUGAAUGAUGAUUAUGGUAGUGGUAAUGAUAAUGGCGAUGUUGAUGAUCAUAAUUUACAAGUCUGGUGUCUGUAAAUGCUAUAGCCCCUGUGAGUAAUGUGCUGACCAUGUUUAUCCCUGAAAUUGUUAGUGAACGGAGCAGCUGGAGGAUACCAGCCCUUGGUGAUAAAUGCUGGGUAUUGUAAUGAAUAAUAAUGUUUAAUAUCAUCAAAACACUUGUCUACAAACAGGAAAAACAAUUUAGAAAUUUUAUUUGAUUAAAGACAAUAUGAUGAUGAAUAUGUUGAUAAUCAUGGCAAUAAUGAAAAAAAAAGGGAUUGUGAUGAUGAUAACAAUACAUUAGAUAUGCUGAAACAGGAAAGUCAACCAUGAUCUAUCAUUUCUAUUUUCCUCUUUUAUUUGUUUCUUUUCUCUCUUUUUCAACGGACUUCAUUGGUGGUUGGUAGGAGGCUUUUGCCCCAAACAUUUGAUAAUGGCAAAUAUAUCAUAAAAUGAUACGGCGAUGAAAAUUUUCGAGAAGAAAUUGAUAGUGAUUAUGUUACGAAUGAAAGUAAUCAACAAAUCGGAAUAAACUAAGAUCAAUGCAGCUUGUGACCAUGAUAAAAUAGAGAAUGAUGGUGAUGAUGGUAAUGUUAAAAAACGAUGAGAAAGAGAGAAAGAAAAUCUUUCCUCUUUUUUUAACCUCUCUCUCUCUGUCUCUCUCGUAUUGGUUUUCUUUCUUUUCUUUUUCUUUUUUAUCUUCUUUUUUUUUUUUAAGCAUA
Messenger RNA from Lytechinus pictus (painted urchin), 4949 nucleotides. RefSeq lists its product as uncharacterized. Lineage: Eukaryota; Metazoa; Echinodermata; Echinoidea; Temnopleuroida; Toxopneustidae. Bases 95 to 901 code for a protein of 268 amino acids. The record is from RefSeq and is a predicted model, not a curated record. The transcript has 4 exons.